Nomascus leucogenys (northern white-cheeked gibbon) is the source of this 1375-nucleotide messenger RNA. Lineage: Eukaryota; Metazoa; Chordata; Mammalia; Primates; Hylobatidae. The record is from the annotation of a RefSeq genome assembly.
AUGCUAAAACUAAUUAUUCCCACUAUUAUACUACUACCUCUAACAUGACUAUCUAAAAAACACAUAAUUUGAAUUAACACAACUACCCACAGCCUAAUUAUUAGCCCAAUCCCACUACUAUUCCUCAGCCAAGCCAACAACCUAUUUAUCCACUCCCCAUCCUUUUCUUCCGACCCCUUAACCACACCUCUCCUAAUACUGACAACCUGACUACUCCCUCUCAUAAUCAUAGCAAGUCAACACCACCUAUCCAACGAAUCCCUCCUACGAAAAAAACUAUACCUAUCUAUACUAAUCACCCUCCAAGUCUCACUAAUCAUAACAUUCACCGCUACCGAACUAAUGAUAUUUUAUAUCCUCUUUGAAACCACACUCAUCCCCACCCUAAUUAUCAUCACUCGAUGAGGCAAUCAACCAGAACGCCUAAACGCAGGCUCAUACUUCCUAUUCUACACCCUAGUAGGCUCCCUCCCCCUACUCAUCGCACUUAUCCACACCCACAACACUCUAGGCUCACUAAACAUUAUACUACUAACCCUCUCCUCCCCGAGCUUAGCAAACUCUUGAUCCAAUAAUAUUAUAUGACUAGCAUGUGUAAUGGCCUUCAUAGUAAAAAUACCUCUUUACGGACUCCACCUAUGACUUCCCAAAGCCCACGUCGAAGCCCCCAUCGCCGGCUCAAUAGUACUCGCCGCAGUACUCCUAAAACUAGGCGGCUACGGCAUAAUACGACUUACCCUCAUUCUCAGCCCACUAACAAAACACAUAGCCUACCCCUUCUUAAUACUGUCCCUAUGAGGCAUAAUCAUGACAAGCUCCAUCUGUCUACGACAAACAGACCUAAAAUCCCUCAUCGCAUACUCCUCCGUAAGCCACAUAGCCCUUGUAAUCGCAGCCAUCCUUAUUCAAACCCCCUGAAGCUUUACAGGUGCAACCGUCCUCAUGAUUGCCCACGGACUAACUUCCUCCUUGCUAUUCUGCCUUGCAAACUCAAACUAUGAACGAACCCACAGCCGCACCAUAAUCCUAUCUCGAGGACUUCAAAUCCUACUCCCACUAAUAGCCUUCUGAUGACUCACAGCAAGCCUCGCCAACCUCGCUCUACCCCCUACUAUCAAUCUCCUAGGAGAACUAUUUGUACUAAUAGCCUCCUUCUCCUGAGCAAACACUACCAUCGCACUCACCGGACUUAACAUACUAAUUACAGCCCUGUACUCCCUUUAUAUAUUCAUCACAACACAACGAGGCACACUAACACACCACAUUAAAAACAUAAAACCCUCACUCACACGAGAAAACAUACUAAUAUUCAUACACCUCUUUCCCCUUCUCCUCCUAUCCCUCAACCCCAACAUCAUCACCGGCCCCACCCCCU